AUGGAGGAAGAGGGGUUCGGGAAGUCAUGGCUUGGGCUGGGGAUAGGCGGCGGCGGCGGCUGCGAUCUGAUGAAGCGGAGCCGACCACCGGUGCAGUUCGACCUGAUGCUGUUCCCGCAGAGUGUCAAGGAAGAAGCUGCCGUGACGACCGCGAGCAAGAAGGCGGAGAAAGGUGCACGAAAGAGGUUGAAGGUCACUGCCGACGACGAUGGCCAGUCGUCGCACGGCGGUCCGAGUCCCAGCGACGGCGGCGGUGACGACGACGGCGCCGGCGCAGGCACGAGGAAGAAGCUCCGGCUCACCAAGGAGCAGUCGACGCUGCUCGAAGACACCUUCUGCGCCCACAACAUACUCUCCCACGCUCAGAAGCAGCAGCUCGCGCGGCAGGUGAAUCUAAGCGCCAGGCAGGUGGAAGUGUGGUUCCAGAACAGGAGGGCAAGAACAAAGCUGAAGCAAACAGAGGUGGACUGCGAGAUCCUGAAGCGCUGCUGCGAGAGCCUGACCGGGGAGAACCAGCGGCUGAGGCUGGAGCUCGCGCAGCUGCAGCGGUCGGCGGCGGCCGCUGGCCUCUACGUCCAGUCGUUCCCGCCGACGGGCACGGCCAUGGCAAGCGUCUGCCCUUCCUGCGACAAGGUCACCGUGACGAGCGGCGGCGGCGAGACCAGCGGCAAGAGCUCCACCAGCUACUCCUCUUGA
This is a messenger RNA of Miscanthus lutarioriparius, 696 nucleotides long. Lineage: Eukaryota; Viridiplantae; Streptophyta; Magnoliopsida; Poales; Poaceae. The record is from the annotation of a GenBank genome assembly.